AAUGCCAGUCAAUGGUAAUCUUUCUAUGGUUUGUUAAAACGAAGUCCUAAGUCAACUAAACAGCCAAAAUCAAAUUGUAUGGCUUUCAUUUAACUCAAGACUUCUCUUGUAUGAUCUAAAUCAAGUGGAUUCAACUAAAACAUGAACCGGUAGGACCUUAGUGAAGUAGACUAAUCACCCCUGGAUGACACCAGCUGGGACCAAUAAGAAAGCCACAAGUCUUUGUUUGCUGCAAUCUGAAAAUCUGUAGUAUGAUUUUCAGGUCAACUACAGAAAGUUUUUCAGUCUUCUUGUCAUAUAUUUUUUUCCCUCAAUCUCUAUUUGCGAUGUCCAUACCUUCUUUUGCCUCCACAUUUACGGGUAAAAUAGCCUGAUUAAAUCUAACCUGCAGGUUCAACUAUUCUUCAUAUUUGUUAUGGCCCUAAUGAGCUUCCGGCAUUUCCUGUGGUCGCCUCUUGUUCCUCUUAUAUAUUUCACAGUCGUGAUUCCUGUUAAGAUUCAGUCAUUAAGGUACGGAGAUUGUAAUAUUCCAAUAAGAUGUGGGAAUCUUACAGCCGGUUAUCCAUUCUGGGGAGUUGACCGCCCGAGUGGUUGUGGCCAUCCUGACCUGCAGAUCUUUUGUGAGAACGAUAAGCCUAUAAUGAAGAUGAAUGACUUAUUUUACCUUGUUUUGAACGUGGAUGAAAAAGCCCGUAUUCUCAGGAUUGCAAGAGAUGAUUACUUGGGUGGAAUCUGUUCACCUCGAUUUAUUAACACCACCCUCAACCCGGCGCUAUUUAAGUAUACGAAUGAGUAUCAGAUGCUUACUCUACUUUAUGCUUGCCCCAAUUCGACUUCUCUUUCAGGACAUUUCACUUGCUCUUUCACUGGUACCAACAAGAAGGAUGGCUAUAUAGACAUAGGAGGUAAAGGUCCUGAGGCAUGUGAUGCUGGCGUAAAUGUUCCCUUUCCUAGAUCGUUAAUUCUGCCAGCAACGGAGAAUCGGUCAGUUUUGGAACAAGCCUUCCGAGACGGAUUUCAGGUGAAAUGGAAUGUAAAUAUCACGUUUUGUGAGAAAUGCAUCGAAUCUCAGGGAUAUUGUAGUCACGAUGAUUAUUUCGAUGAAGCAAUUUGUUUCUGCCGAAAUGGACAAUUUAGCCGGUCUGAAGCAUGCAACAUCUCGCUGUCCAACCAAGGCUCAAGUGAGUCUCCAGCUCCGGGUGCCAACGGUAGGUUUUGAUCCCUCAAUAAUUGUUUUGCUGCUGGUCCUCCUAAGCUCCACGAUCCAGAGGUCUAUUUUAAAAGUUCUGCUGUUUAAUUUCUGGGUCAUAUUCUGAUUGAAGUAUAUUUUUCUUCUAACUGGAAUUAGUUGAUCAGAAAAAUACGUGCAGCGAAGAUCCAUCCAGGUCUUUAUUCUUUCUU
Molecule: messenger RNA, 1401 nt
Organism: Mangifera indica (mango)
Lineage: Eukaryota; Viridiplantae; Streptophyta; Magnoliopsida; Sapindales; Anacardiaceae
Product: LEAF RUST 10 DISEASE-RESISTANCE LOCUS RECEPTOR-LIKE PROTEIN KINASE-like 2.7
Exons: 2
Coding region: 416-1219 (267 amino acids)
Molecular function (GO): polysaccharide binding
Source: RefSeq, a predicted model, not a curated record